Tarenaya hassleriana is the source of this 1127-nucleotide messenger RNA. RefSeq lists its product as uncharacterized. The coding region runs from base 125 to 910 and encodes 261 amino acids. Gene Ontology annotation, cellular component: chloroplast envelope. NCBI's taxonomy places the organism in Eukaryota, Viridiplantae, Streptophyta, Magnoliopsida, Brassicales, Cleomaceae. The record is from RefSeq and is a predicted model, not a curated record. The transcript is spliced from 4 exons.
CAGUACACCACGCAGACGCAGCGCAUUUUAGCCUCUCUGAGAUUAGACAUCGGAGUUCGACGCCAUUUCUCUAGUAGUGAAGUGAGUAAGACUAGCGCAACUGCCGCAACGCCAGGGGACGAUAAUGUCGUUGUCGCUUCCUUCUCGAUACAUCUUCUCCGGCUCUCCUCGUGUUCGCUUCGUCUCCAGGACCAAUUUCUGCUUCGCCGUAUCGUCUUCUCGCCGGUUUCCCAGACUGCCCGCCCAGCCUCUCCUCAUCAGCCGCCUCGAAUGCCAACGGAAUCCGAGUGCCCACGCCUCUUCUCUUCGAUCAUACGCCUCUGCUUCUUCCUCCGAUCGCCGAGAUUCCUUAUCCGAUGAUUUCGAUUUUGGGAGCUUUCUUGCAUUCGCCGAGCUGCUCUGUGUCUUGUCGUCCGCCGUAAUCGCGGUGUUUCUCGCGGUUAAUUACACGGUCUCCGGUGAAAUUGGGAGAAGGGUUUUGGCCUGGGGGUUCGUUGGAUUGGUGGGCGCGGUUGCCUCUGGUUCUUGGCUGCGCCGGCGGCAAUGGAGGAUGAUCUGCAGAGGAACGGAGGAGAGCGAGAGGUGGAAUUUGAUUGGGAGAUUAGAGAAGCUGGACGAGGAUUUAAGAACUUCGGCAACCAUUGUUAGGGUUCUUUCCAGACAGCUGGAGAAGCUGGGGAUCCGGUUUCGUAUCACCAGGAAGUCUCUGAAAGAGCCGAUUUCUGAGACAGCAGCUUUGGCUCAAAAGAAUUCAGAGGCCACAAGAGUGUUAGCUGCACAACAAGACAUUCUACAGAAGGAGCUCGGCGAGAUUCAGAAGGUCCUGCUUGCUAUGCAGGAGCAGCAGAGAAAGCAACUCGACCUCAUCGUCGCUGUCACGGAGAAUGGCAAGCUUCUACAGAAGCAGUAGCAGCGAUGCAAACGCAUACCGUAACUCAAGAACAUGAAUUUUCCAUCUCUGUUUGUGUUUUUUUUUUGGGGGGCAGGAAAAGAUGCAAUAUAAGCCAUGGAGCUGAAGAAUUACGGAGUUGGGAAAAAAAAAUUGCUGCUUGGUUUCGUUACUAUGUAUUCAUCCAUGUGUUUGUAUUUGCUACCUCUUUUCAUUCUUUUGGUGAGAAACUUGAACA